AUGCAGUCAACUUCUGUGAAAAAAGCUGUGGUACGCAAUGUUAGAAAGUCAUGGCGUGAUGAGGAGGUGAUCAGAGAGCUGUGCAUGGCCAACGGAAUCUGCUAUGAUGACCUCGCUGUAAAGGGUGCCAAUGUCACCUCCCUUGAGAUCAUCUUGAGUGGUUUUCCCCGUAUGGUUGGCCUCUCCUCCUUCCCCAAUCUCCGCCUGCUUAAAAUACUGGGCCAGAGCAUUAAACGCAUCGAGGGACUGGAAAACUGUCCUUCGCUCCAAGAGCUCUGGGUCGUCGAAUGUAAGCUGACUAAAAUAUCCGGAGUGCAGAAUUGUCCCCAGCUAAAGAAACUCUACUUGUACGAUAACAGAAUCGGAGAAAUCAAGAAUUUAAAAUUGAACGUAAACUUAGAAGUCCUGUGGCUCAGCAAUAACUACAUAUCUUCGAUACAGGGCUUGAACACUCAUCAAAAGCUACAAGAACUAAACCUUUCCAACAAUAAUAUUCAGAAGAUUGGGGACGGUCUCAUUCACAAUGUCAACCUCCGCACUCUGAAUCUUUCCGGCAACAAGAUCAGCUCCUUCAAGGAGCUGACCCACCUGACCUGCCUGUCCCAAUUGAGAGAUCUGGCGCUGUGCGACUUCACCACCACCCCAAACCCAGUGUGUCGUUUGUGUAAUUAUGCCACACACAUGCUGUACCACUUCCCCGCGCUCUCAUUUCUCGACACCUACGACGUCACGAGCUCACAAGUCACGGAAGUAGCCGAGUCCACCGUAAUGAAGAAGAUGAUGUUUUACAACAUGCGUACGCGCACUGCUCGGAGAAAUCUGACAGAGGCUCUGCUGCAACUUUUCAAGACCAAAAACGCCUCCUUGGAAUCACCUCUAGAAAGCAUUCGCUCCCUCAAGUACGCCUUAAAAAAUCUUGAACGUUCGCUUCCUAAGAUGUCUUCGGAGGAUCCUUUUGAUAUCUUCGAGAAACAAUUUAGCAGGAAAGGUGGCCCAACUGUGGAGCAAAUACAGAAAAAGAUUGAAGUACUACAGCAGAGACUGGCUAUUUCCACCAGAAGGCUACAUGAAGUCGAGAACUGGCAUCAACACAACGUGUCACAAGCGACACAAAUGAUGGAGGACACGGUGCGCUUUAUGUCGACGGAGCUACACAGUGUCGGAAAUAUUCGCCUGGAGGAAGGCAGCGCCACGGACGCAUGGUUUGCUUCUUGUCGCGACCUGCUGCUCUCUCGCUUUUCUGUUUCGGACUACAUGAGUCACGGCAUCAUUGGCGUCAGGAUCAACAGAGUAGUCCGGAUCCACAACAGUGGGCUGAGAAUUCGUUUUAAGGACAAACUUCAGUCCCUUCUGGCAAGGGAGGGUUCAACCACCUUGGUGCAGAAUUACAAGCGGCUACUUGAACACUUGUUCUACAUCGGCGACUCGGAGCAAAACGGCGAUAGCGUGUUAAACAUCAUGGAGGAAGGCUUUAAAUCAGCCAGAGAAUAUAAGGCACUUGGAAAAGAAGCAGCAGUGCCUUUAACCAACAGCCUUAUUGUGAGCGAACAACCAAGAAUUGAAUACUUACUACGCUGUGCUGAACAAGGGCGUUACAACAGAAGAACAGAUGAAAUCCCUUUCAGAUCCGGCAGAGUUAUCGUGUCCAAAGUGUUUCUGGGCAACAGUCUUCCCAUCAAAGAGGGAGAACCAGUGCACAGAAGAACUUAUCCUCGUGCUUCCUCUGUAUACCGCAAUGUGUACACCAAGCAUCAAGAUGGACUACACACUACAGUUCCCAAAGGAAGACAGUGGUUCGUCUUUGACAAUGACCUCGUCUUGCCCGAGUACUUGAUAUGUUUUGAAUAUCUCACUGAAGGCAGCGAACAGCCGACAUCACUAAACGACAGCACUCAGCCCCUGGACCUUCCGACCUUUGACACUUCACCGGACAACGAAGCCAUUGACAUGGAGCCUGUUCUGGACCCACCACCCAAGUUGAUUAAAUUGAAUGCAUCGACUCUUCUAAAUGCGUCCGGUGCAUGUAUCUUCAGUGAAAUCACUGUGCUGAACCUUCACAGCAGCGGUCUGAAGAGGAUCAAGGAGAUUUCUUCUGUCCGAGGUCUUCGCCAUCUCACCCUCAGCUUCAAUGAGCUCACCAAUCUCGGUGACAUUGCUCACAUGCCAAUGUUGGAGUUUUUAGAUGUCAGCUUCAACCAGAUUGUGAGCCUUGACGGUCUGCUGGCAUUAAAACAACUGAAACAUCUCGACGUUAGCUGGAACAAGUUGGUCAAUGCCAGCGAAGAGUCCAACGUGCUCAAAAUACAAACGCCUGCCCUGCAAAUAUUGGAAACAAAACACAACCCUUGGAAUAAGCCAGAGGAAGUCAGAAUAACCAUAGUGAGCUUAUUGACGACGCUGACGAAAUUGGACAACAUACCGGUGACAGAGGAAGAAGUCGCGGAUGCAGUUCGCAAGACAACUAGAACCGUUAUCAACGAGGAAAUUCUCAUGGCUCACUCCCAUACCAACAAGGAGCGUCCCAGAAGUCUGAGUCUGGUGUCAACGACCGAACUACUCUCUCAGAUCAAUCCGCAAGUCAUGGACCUAAGCCAAGACCUGCAGCCAGACUGGAACGAAAAGAUCACCUCUCUAAACCUUGACAACCAGAAUAUUUAUCAGAUGAGCAAUCUGGAGGCCCUGGUCAAUCUGCGCUGGGCUUCAUUUAAUAAUAAUUACAUCUGUGAAGUGGAAGGGCUAGACUGCUGCACUCAUCUGGAAGAGCUCUCCCUCAACAACAACAACAUCAGCACAAUCAACGGCUUGUCAAGGCUACAGAGUUUGAAUAAACUCAGCAUGGAUGGAAAUCAGCUUUCCGGUCUUGAUGCUUCUGUCAUGGAGCAACUCCAAAAUUUGACCUUUCUGUCCGUGGAGAACAAUCGGAUCACUUCCCUGCAAGGCAUCAACAAAUGCCGUGAGCUUUUGGAGCUUUACGCUGGCAACAAUCAUAUUUCUGUGUCUCGGGAUAUCUACUUUCUCAAGGCAUUGGAAAAUCUCAUCAUCUUGGAUCUAUAUGGGAAUCCGUUAUCAGAAAACUUCAAGAACUAUCGCAUUUAUAUGGUGUUCCACCUGCCUUCUCUGAAGGCACUGGAUGGAACUGCAGUGGAUGCCACUGAAUGUGAAAAUGCAAAAGCUAUGUUUGGAGGACGACUCACACCAGACCUGGUGGCAGAGAAAUUGGGGCAUUCAAACUACGCCAGCAUCACCUACCUCACAAUGCAGUCCUGCUCUAUCAGGAGUGUGGACCUGUCUCCAAUUGACCUGUUCCUCAACCUAAACACGAUCAACUUGGAUCACAACAACCUCACCUGCUUCUCAGGCAUCAUCCAUCUUCCCAAUGUCAAAGUCCUGUAUUUAAACCACAACCGCAUUGAGUCCAUCCUGCCGAGGCAGAAGACAUUUUUAACAAACAGACAGCUGCUCCACAACAAAGUGCACUCCAGUGGUUAUGGGCAACAGACCUUAUGUAAAGGGAACAGGCUCCUUCCACCAACCAUCAUCCUGGAGCCUCUGAUGAGCAGCCUGGAGAUACUGCAUUUGAGUAACAAUGGCAUCUCCAAUAUGGCCAAUCUGGAACUCAGCAGGCUCACCAAUCUUAAAGUGCUCUUCCUUCAAGGGAAUGAGAUCAGCCAAGUGGAAGGUUUGGAGGGCCUCCAUCAGCUCAAGGAGCUGGUGUUGGAUAGGAACCGGAUCCGGGGCCUGUAUGAGAACUCUUUAAUUUCCCAGAGCGUCCUGGUGGAACUUCAUCUUACAGAGAAUCGUAUCCGGGAACUCAACCAUCUCUACCCGCUCGCCGAGCUUCGCAAGCUUUUCCUCGGCAUGAAUAAGCUUCAGGACAUCUCAGAGCUUGAUAAACUUGAUGUUCUUCCCUCGCUGACGGAACUCUCUGUCAUUGGCAAUCCGGUGGCUCGCAAUUCUCUCCACAGGCCCACAGUGAUGCGCAAUCUGCCUCAGUUGCAAGUCCUGGAUGGCAUAACAGUCACUUUGGAGGAGAGAACCAGAGCCGAAAUUACAGAUACAACACAAUGUGAAGAGUGUUGUGCAGCUGGCCUUGAAUCAAACCUGACCGGACUGACGACUUACAUGCCUGUAAGAGGAAUGACCAUGUCUGGAAUACAGAACCUCAUUCAUGGUCACGAAGCGAUCCCGAGUAACAAAGAUGAACCCCAAGUUCAGCACCCGUCCAAGUGCAAGAAACCCACGGAGAAAAAUCCCACACAUGCCGACAACAGCUCCAGACAGACCCGAAAAGCAAAAAACAACUUAAUAGCACCAUGUCCUCUGCCCCAUGUGAAAUGA
Nerophis lumbriciformis (worm pipefish) is the source of this 4338-nucleotide messenger RNA. Lineage: Eukaryota; Metazoa; Chordata; Actinopteri; Syngnathiformes; Syngnathidae. The record is from RefSeq and is a predicted model, not a curated record.